Messenger RNA from Pygocentrus nattereri (red-bellied piranha), 1048 nucleotides. Its product is annotated as ankyrin repeat and SOCS box protein 9. The record is from RefSeq and is a predicted model, not a curated record. The transcript has 5 exons. Gene Ontology annotation, biological process: protein ubiquitination; positive regulation of protein catabolic process. Bases 310 to 678 code for a protein of 122 amino acids. Lineage: Eukaryota; Metazoa; Chordata; Actinopteri; Characiformes; Serrasalmidae. Gene Ontology annotation, molecular function: protein binding.
CUGGAUGUUCCGGGUAAGGUGUGGCUGCAGUUCCUAAACCGAGGUGCAGGGAGCUGAAAGCGCAGGUUGGACUGUGUGAGGCCUGAAGCUGCAGUGGGAUGCUACUGACUCCAGCUUCCUGCAGGUCGGACCCAUUGUCUACAGAGGACGUGACAUCACUCCCACCGGGCACAGAGCGUAAGAGCUGAGAGCAGACAGAAACCCCGAAAGUCUCCUUGGAGUUUGGACCCUGCAGAGACUCCACGCUUCAGCGGCUCUCGGCCUGUCGUGCGCUAGAGAGAGAGGAGUUUGUGAUAGUCGUCGAGCAGGAUGUCGGGGCCGCCUCAGCCGAGAGAUGGACAGGAAGCUGCUGUUUACUUCUCCAAUCCUCUAAUGAGUGACACUGAGGCCGACUGGUCACCGAUACACGACGCUGCUUUCAACGGGAGACUUCUGGCUUUGCGCAAGCUGAUCAACCAGGGUGUGACAGUGAAUCUGACCACUCUGGACGGAGUGACCCCUCUCCAUGCAGCCUGCCAGCAGGGACAUACCACAUGUGCCCAGCUGCUGAUUGAACACGGAGCCAACGUGAACGCCACCACAGUGAGCCACAGCACUCCUCUCUCCGUGGCUUCAAACAGAGGCCAUGAGACCUGUGUGAGCCUGUUACUCCAGAAUGGAGCUCCACCUCAGGGAUGAUUAAACUCCCCAGAGCAACGUUAAGCCCAAACAGCUCAGUUUGUCUGGGACACGUGACGGGUUUCUGCAGCUAAGGGGAGAGAAAUGGAGCUGCGGUCUAAUCACGCACAGGCUGCUCACUGUUUAAUAUUCAUUACUUCAUCCCGCGUGCUAUAAGCUGAAGUCACUGGUUUCCAGGAGCUUCUUUCCGAUUUCCUCUAAACUUCACUUCAUUGUGUUUCGCGUGUAGUUUAGGUGUUUUAUCUGCUAACACAGGAGUGGGAAUUUGUGUUAUUCACUCAUUAAAAGGGGACAUGCUUGAUUAUGUAAAGCCCAUUUUCCGUUUUUCUGAUGUCUAAAUUAAUGAUAUUAAAGUCAAAGUCAAAGUGAA